GCUCUUCUCCAAUUACGUAACGCGAAGAAUUACGGGUGCUGGAGCCAACGGAAGCCGUUUCCGCAAAACGGUAACGUGUGUUUUCAACAAGAAGAGACUCGAUUCCCUUUGUGUACAAUGGGUCGUCGCAAAUCCAAAAGAAAGCCUCCUCCAAAGAAGAAGAUGACGGGGGAUCUGGAAACUCAGUUCACAUGUCCUUUCUGCAACCACGAGAAGUCAUGUGAUGUCAAAAUGGAGAGAAGCAGAAACACUGGGAUAAUAUCAUGUACAGUCUGCUUGGAGGAGUUCCAGACCCCCAUUACCUAUCUGUCAGAGCCAGUUGAUGUGUACAGUGAUUGGAUAGACGCCUGUGAAGCAGCCAAUCAAUAGAACUCAUGAAAAUGGUUAGAAACAGAGCGCAGUUAAGUUCUACCCACACUGAAGAGGAAAACCUUUUUUUUUUUUUUUUGGGCAUUGCUUGGUGCAUGCUUGUCAUUUGUUCCUGUUCACAAAAAGCUGUCAAUUGCCCGAAGGCCGCUUUGCAGGUUCUUGAACUCUUUAUAAGCUGCCAAACAAAAAACUGAGCUUGAAUCUGCAGCAGAAAUGGGGGAAAAUGUGCAACUACUGAUAAAUAAAAUAUCCAAAUGUCAAAUUUGUGGGUACUCUGUUGCCAACACAUACCUAGCAUUAACUUUCUAACAGCUAACUAGACAUGGAUGCUACAAUAAUUAACCUGAUAAUAAAAGCUAAUCUAUUUUAGCUAGCUACAGGCAUUUUGUUGCAUAUUGUGAGGCCGGCUGUUUUCCUUCUAGCAGGCCUGAUUUUCAGAGUAUGACAUGUUGCGCUUUGUCUCCACACCUGUCAGAAAGGUGGUGAAGAGUUCUCCCCUUUCUGUUUAAGGUUUCAGCUCACAACUCUAGUUUUGACUCUUGAGAUUUAUUACAUAAUUUGUUCUGUGCACUGUACCCUGAUUUAUCUUCACACAUUUAGCAGAGCUGUCUGUUUUAAAAAUACAGCUUUUUGGGGGUGGGGGGGACCUAACUGGUGAUCAUCUAGGUCCAUUCUUUUAAAAUAAAGUAUUUUGCAUUGAAAAAAUGCUUCCAGGUAUUUAGUUUCUAACUGCUAGAGCUAUCUAAGAAAUACAAAAGAUUAUGCAAGCGAACAUAUCCACAUCUUAGCAUUUGAAUAUUUUAAUAUGAAUAUUUGUAUCAUGAAAGAAACUAUGAAUAUGGUGAGUAGGUUGAUUUUAAAAUGGACAACACUUGAGUAUUAUUCCUACAGUUUUUCACAGUCUGACACAAGCAACACGAUCUAGUUGAAGAGUAAAAAUGGUCUUUUUUUAUGAUUUAUACACUCUGGGUAUGAGGAAUCUUGAGCCGGAUGUUUGUUCAGUCCAACUGCAGUGCUGGAAAAUGUCACUGAAAUAGCUAAUCAUGAGCUUUGUGUGUAUGUGUGUGUGUAAUCUAUAAUGAUUACUCAGAUUUAAGUAUGAUGUUACAGAUUCUGGUCAUAAUGCAGUCACUCAGACAUCUGUGUCACAGCAUUAGGUCAUUCCACUCUGGAGAGGAACAAGAUGUUCAAGAUUCACGCUGAGCUGCUGAGUUCAUGAGUUUUGAAAUGUUUUUAAUCCAUUCAGUUUCUCUGUUUGUGAUGUCUUCAGGUUAUAUGUUCAUGAAAUAAAAUAAUUUUAAGAAGCAUAAA
This is a messenger RNA of Oreochromis aureus, 1680 nucleotides long. Its product is annotated as transcription elongation factor 1 homolog. The transcript is spliced from 4 exons. The coding region runs from base 118 to 369 and encodes 83 amino acids. Gene Ontology annotation, cellular component: transcription elongation factor complex. NCBI's taxonomy places the organism in Eukaryota, Metazoa, Chordata, Actinopteri, Cichliformes, Cichlidae. Gene Ontology annotation, molecular function: RNA polymerase II complex binding. Gene Ontology annotation, biological process: transcription elongation by RNA polymerase II. The record is from RefSeq and is a predicted model, not a curated record.